Kickxella alabastrina is the source of this 1642-nucleotide messenger RNA. RefSeq lists its product as uncharacterized. The transcript has a single exon. Bases 207 to 1592 code for a protein of 461 amino acids. Lineage: Eukaryota; Fungi; Kickxellomycota; Kickxellomycetes; Kickxellales; Kickxellaceae. The record is from RefSeq and is a predicted model, not a curated record.
CUUCAUUUAUGCACUAUACAUUGUUUUUACGCUCUUUUUGGCUUUAUUUGACUUUUCAAACCCUAUUUCUGUUGGGGACGUCAGUAUACUUUACCUCUUGCCCUUAAGCCUGCCAGGUUCUCACUUUUUUUCCUUGCUCUUUUUUGAAUAUUUUUAUUUCGUAUUUUAACGACCACUUGGUACUUUACCAUAUACACAACUUUAUAAUGAACUUUGCACACACAACACAACCACUAUCACCAGCAACACCACCACAUUCACCCCGAGACACCAGCGGCUGGCUCCGCCGUCGCAACCCACUGCCCGCAUCGUUUUCCAAACCCAGUACCCCUCCCCGGCGAAAGCACUACGAUGCAUACAUAAGGUCACUUGACAACAAUUCCACAACGGCAGACUUUUCUUGGGACACCGACACCAUCUCCGUGCGCAGCCAAAGCCCCAACAGCUCAUUCAGCUACGACAGCCACGACGACUCACUGCUUGCCAUUCAGUCCAAGCAAAAGCAACACCAGCGCACAAUCAACGAGCUCAAUCUCAAACUCGAGGCCAGAGACUUUGAAAUCGCCCGGUAUAUCGAAAACAUUGACCAGCUUGAGGAGCAACUAAAAACCGCACGACUCAGAGCGGCAGCCGACAACAAGCGCGACGAAGAGCGCGACGAGUAUAUUACGUGGUACGAGGAGCAGCUGUAUGCAAAAUGCACAGAGCUAGAGGCCCUGGAGAACGAUCACCGACUGGCGCUCCAGUCGUCUCUCCAGUCGGCCGAGGUGAAGCACCAGAGGGUUGUUGAUGGGCUAAUGCUCAGGAUUUCAGAAGCUGAGGAUAGGUCGAGGAGACUGACUGUAUGCUCCGAUGACAUGUACAGGGAGCUCGAACAGACCAAGACCGAUAUCAAAUACCAGCAUGAGCGCGAACUCCAGGAUGCCCGGCUGGCUCUUUUGCGUGAGAAGCGGGUGUCAUCGGACCUGCAGGAUAAGCUAAACAAUUAUGCUGUGCAUAUCGACGAGCUGAAGUUGCAGGUCCAGACGCUUACGCUUGCACUGGCUUUUUACAGGGACCGCGAGUUGGACAGCAACCCUGCGGACGAAUUGACUGCUGUUUCGGGCAUGUCGCUAUCGCUGCAUGUUGAAAUGGCACAAGCGAUGCAAAAUACCGGCCACUCGGAUUCAAAUAAAAAUCAAGUAUUGGCCGGUGCUAGUGCUGUGCCACUUGACAGCAGAUUUUCUUUAUUUAAUACUUCUGCUAAUGUCGGCCAUGUGUUGGCCGGCUACGCCGCUGAGGAUGCCUGUUUUCAAGUCGGCGGAAUUCGGCCAAUUCCACUCGAGCAGAAGAAGCACAAAAGUGGCAACAUGUUGCCGGCAUCGGCUCCGGCUCCGGCUCCGGGAGGUACUAUAUACUGGCUGGCUGUGUACGUGCACAUGGUCUGGUCAUUUUACUUAAGGCUAUGGAUCAUGCCUCUCUGGCGCCUGGCGUGCUUCUCCAUCGGCAUCCUAGUUGAAAUUAUGGCGUGCAGACCGCUUGGUCGUCUGCUGCUCAUGAUUAUGCUGAUGCCGUACAAUGUGUCCAGGCGGAUUCUGCACAACAAAAAAUAAGCACAAGUGGGCGGAGAUUUCUCAUAUUUUUUAUAUUUUUCUUUGUUCGU